CUUGAGUUCAUAGAACAACACAUAACCACACAAAAGCCUCUUUGCCUGUCACGGCUUAGGCAGAGCUUUCCUUUUUUGGCACACAGGCAUUUGACAAAUUAGACCAAAAGUAAACACGAUUAUGUAAAUGUAUGACAAAAAUCAAAUUAUGUGCUUUUCCAAAAGCGCCUUUGUUUGGCUCGAUUGUUCUCCUCCAAUAACGUGGACCCCACAGGGCCAUUGUGAAUUGGGUUAUGCACAAUUUUUGGAGAGGGUGUCAUUGAUUCUCUUCUGUGGAGCCUUGGACUGAAUAACUGAAUAUCGAACAUCAUGGUACAGGAGAUAUGCGUUUUUCUAUUUUCCCUGACGGCUCUUGGUGUCCUUUAUACCAUGAACAAUGUUCCAGCAUUUCAAGAGCCAGUGGUUAUUCUGGAAAUUGGAGUGGCUGUUCUUGUGGCAGUGUUCCUCUUGGUCUUCCUCGCUACUCGCUACAAUCCUCCUAAAGAUCCUUUGUUCUAUGUUUUUGCAGAGUUUUCCUUCACGUGUGUCAUUGACCUUACGAGUGCUCUAGAAUACGAUGGCUACACCUCAGGAUUCAUGGAGUUCUACCAGAAAACAGGGGAGCCGUAUCUCGGCACACCAUAUGCUAUCAUGAUGUGCUACUGGGACGGUAUAGUGCACUUCAUCCUCUACCUGAUGCUAAUACACCGCAUGUCAAACAGGCAACAAUAUCGCACAUUGGGUCUUUUUUGGGCUGGCUCACUGUGUGCCAACAUGAUUGUGUUUGUACCUGGAAUCGUGGUUGGUCAAAAUGACUCAGAGAUCAAUCCUGCCUUCUGGCUCAACAUGCCAUUUCUGUUGGUGCCCAUAUGGGGAGCAGUUUCCUUGUUCACAAGGCCAAGGGAUAUGCCUCUUGUGGGUGCAUCCAAGGCUGAACGUGAGCAGAAAAAAGCCUUAAUCUGGCGCCCCCUGGAUCUUCUCUUUGUGGUUUAUCUAGUGGCUGCCAUGGGAUUCACUAUCUUUAGAGGACUGGCUGUACUUGAUUGCCCGUUAGAAAUCCUCAACAGAUAUGUGACAGAGUAUGAACCAUAUCUGAAGGACCCUGUGGGCUUCCCCAAAGUUAUGAUGUUGCUGCUCCUAUUUCAUGCACUUCCAAUGCUGGGUUCAUUUGCAUAUGGGCUUUGCACACCUGGCUGCACUUGGAUGCUUGAUUGGACGGUAUAUUUUGCAGGUGCUAUUUUACAGUGCCAGUGGUCUCACAUCGGAGCGUCACUGCACCCACGCACUGCAGAAAUGUACAGGAUUCCCAUCACGACUCUGGUGCCCGUCCUCCUUCUCAACCUGCUGUAUGCAGCUGGCCCUAUACUGCUCGCCCUGCGUUGCAAACGAGAGCCGGACUACUUCCUUUCCAUUGCACCUAUGGCCCAAACAAACAAUGAGAAGAAAUUAAGUUAAACCGAUUGAGAAAAACCAAAAACAUUGACAUUAAAUGGAUAGUUCACACAAGUAUUGAAGUUCCAUCAUCAUUUACUAAUGCCGGGUGAACUAUUCCUUUAGAAAAAGUGCAUUUCAAAACAGAAAUAAUUGUGUUUAAUUGGCACAACUGUGUUCCUGUUAAUUUGCUAAUCACGUAGGUUAGGACCUUGCCUUUGAAACGUCUUGAUGGUGUCAGUUGCCAGAGCUACGGCUGUUACUGAUUUCUUCAUGAGAAAAACAACUUUAAAUUGCAUGAAGCUGAGAUCAUUAAACCAUGGCUCAUUCUACCUGUCUGGAGUCAACAAGACCUUUAACACUGCAGUUUAUUAGCCUUCUGUCCUUCACUGUAAAAAUAUCAUGUGCUGCAACUACAGUUUUCUUAUUCCGAUGUAUUUUCCUUGUUCUAUCCAUCUGUUCUAUACAAAUGUCAUCUUAAAUGUAAUACAUGCCAGAACUUUCUCUUGAAUAAUUGAAUGGUCUCAUAUGUAAUAAAACUGAUCCUACAAGAUCUCCAUCUGGA
Molecule: messenger RNA, 1975 nt
Organism: Carassius carassius (crucian carp)
Lineage: Eukaryota; Metazoa; Chordata; Actinopteri; Cypriniformes; Cyprinidae
Gene: tm6sf2b
Product: transmembrane 6 superfamily member 2b
Exons: 11
Coding region: 310-1434 (374 amino acids)
Biological process (GO): regulation of lipid metabolic process; lipid homeostasis
Cellular component (GO): endoplasmic reticulum membrane; endoplasmic reticulum-Golgi intermediate compartment membrane
Source: RefSeq, a predicted model, not a curated record